CCUCCAUCGAAAACCCUAGUCCAUUUCCCUGUCUCCUUCGCCGCUGCGUCUCCUUCUGCUUUUCUCCUCCGUUACAGAAUACCAAAUCAGGAAAAUGAGUAAAGGAAGCGGUGGUGCCGCCCUCAAGGGAGGGAAGAAGAAAGGAUCGACGUUCGUGAUUGAUUGUUCGAAGCCGGUGGAGGAUAAGAUCAUGGACAUUUCCUCACUGGAAAAGUACCUUCAAGAGCGUAUCAAGGUCGGCGGGAAGGCCGGCGCUCUUGGAGAUUCCGUCACCGUUGCUCGUGAUAAGACUAAGAUUACAGUCACCACUGAGUCCAGCUUCUCCAAGAGGUAUUUGAAGUACUUGACAAAGAAGUACCUAAAGAAGAACAAUGUGCGUGAUUGGCUCCGGGUGAUUGCUUCCAACAAGGAUCGGAGUGUGUAUGAGUUGAGAUACUUCAACAUUGCUGAAAAUGAAGCUGAGGAAGAAGAUUGAUUAGGAGGAUAGAUCAUUUAUCCAAGAGUCAGCCUUGUCAAUUUGCGUAGUCUGUAGCUUUACUCUGGCUAUUGUUUCUUUCAGUGACAAUAUUUUCGAGUUACGUAUGUGAAAUUUGAAAUCCUGCAAAUUUUGUUCUUUCCCCUUUGGGAAACCUGAAUGAGAGACACAAUCAUAUCAGAUUAGAAACUGUACUGAAAUUGGUUUUUGCAAAGCUCACACUCGUAUGCACUUAUGUUGAUAACAUUACUGAUGUCUAGAUCA
Messenger RNA from Coffea eugenioides, 739 nucleotides. RefSeq names its product 60S ribosomal protein L22-2-like. The coding region runs from base 95 to 475 and encodes 126 amino acids. The transcript has 3 exons. Gene Ontology annotation, biological process: cytoplasmic translation. NCBI's taxonomy places the organism in Eukaryota, Viridiplantae, Streptophyta, Magnoliopsida, Gentianales, Rubiaceae. Gene Ontology annotation, cellular component: ribosome. Gene Ontology annotation, molecular function: RNA binding; structural constituent of ribosome. The record is from RefSeq and is a predicted model, not a curated record.